Molecule: messenger RNA, 3818 nt
Organism: Astyanax mexicanus (Mexican tetra)
Lineage: Eukaryota; Metazoa; Chordata; Actinopteri; Characiformes; Acestrorhamphidae
Gene: card9
Product: caspase recruitment domain family, member 9
Exons: 12
Coding region: 327-2027 (566 amino acids)
Biological process (GO): regulation of apoptotic process; positive regulation of canonical NF-kappaB signal transduction
Source: RefSeq, a predicted model, not a curated record
UCAGAGUUAAAGUCCUUUCAGAAGGGUGUGUUAAAGGAGAAAAAUGCCAAAUUGUGACCAGAGUUGAGAAACACUGCAUGAACAACUGAGCAUGCAUUCAUUCAAUUCAUUUCUGCUUAGUCACAAGGUAAUAAUACUAGCAAAGCUGAUUGUGAAAUAGAUGGAAAUGGAAAAAAAAUGUAAUGGUAGCUUAAAAAAGGAACUAGAAACAAUGCUCGGCUUGGCCAACCUCGUUUCCUUUUUGACUGUCGUAUUUACUGCACGUCUGACGUGACUGUAAACCACUGUGCACUGAGGAGCAGAGGCAGAAACAUCUGCAGAGGACAAUGACUACUGCUGAUGGCCCAAGUGCUCUCGAGCUGGAGGAGGAUGAAGAGUGCUGGAUUCGACUGGAGAACCACAGGAUGAUCCUUAUCAAAACUAUUGAGCCUUCUAGAAUAAUACCAUACCUUAGACAAUGCAAGGUGCUUAAUAGUGAGGAUGAGGAGCAGAUUUACAAUGACCCGAGUCUGGUUGUGAGACGGCGGAAAGUGGGUGUGCUGCUGGAUAUAUUACAAAGGACUGGUCUGAAGGGUUAUGUGGCAUUCCUAGAGAGUCUGGAGCUGGACUAUCCUCAGUUAUAUCAGAAGAUCACAGGCAAAGAGCCUUCUCGUGUCUUCUCUAUACUCAUAGACACGGCGGGAGAGUCCGGGCUGACCCAGUUUCUGAUGAAUGAAGUGACCCGGCUGCAGAAUGCUCUUCAGGACGAGCGCAGGUCCAGGCUAGAGGCGGCGGCGCGCGCGGCCGAGCACCAAGACGCCGCGCGGCAGCUGCAGACGCGCGAGUGCGAGCUUCGCAAACAGAACGAGCGGGUUCAGCGCAUGCGUGAGGAGCGGGAGCAGCUGUGGAACGAGGCGCGGCGUCUGCGGGACGAGAACUACCGGCUGAUGCAGGACGUGACCCGGCUGAGCGAGGAGAAGAACGGAGCGCUGAUGUUCAACCGGGACCUGCAGCUGGAGAUUGAAAGGCUGAAGCACAGUUUAAUGAAUGCAGAGAGCGAUUCAAAGCUUCAGCGCAAAAGGACCAUGACCCUAAAAAAUGCCAUGGAGCUGAGGCCUCGGCAGGAAAUGAUCUUUGAGCUGCAGAAAAAGAAUGAUCUUCUUACUGCCCAACUGCAAGAGCUUCAGAACUCGUCCCAGGUCCAGAUUCCAACAGAGCACGACCAGAGGAGCAUGGACAUUCAGAAUGACUUCAAGAAACAAAGCCAAGCACAGCACCAGGACCUGGUGAACAGCCUUUAUGCACUACGGCGGGAGCUGCAUGAUGUCAAAGAGCUACGGGAUAAGCAGUACAGAGAAAAGAAGGAUGAGCUGGAGCUGAAGUGUUCGAUCCUAAAGAAAGACUCCAAAAUGUAUUGUAACCGCAUGGAGGAAAUCUUAAAGCAGCUGGAUGAGGUCAUCAAAGAAAGAGACAAGGCUAUUACUGCACGAGAGGAGUACCACCAAGAAAACUGUAAAAACCUCCAGGACAAGGAUCGCUACCGCAAACAGAUCCGCGAGAUGGGAGAGCAGUAUGACGAGUUGCAGGUCCAGCACUUCCGGACUCAAGGAGAAGUUGUUGCUCUCCAGACCAAAUUUCGCAAACAGACUGACUUACAGGAAACCAUAGGAACCUCAGGAGAGAGCUUUCGUCAAAGUUCAGUGGAGCUAAAGAGCCAGACAAGUGAAGAGGAUUUCAAGGAGAGAUAUGACAAAGCAUCAGGAAUAAGUGAGGAUUCUCAAAGCCCAACCUCUGGGGAAUUUAAUGUCUGCAUAAGUAUUACAGAUUCGUGUCCCUCAGACAUGAAGGAAGAAGGUUUUAAGGAGAGGGGGUUCAAUGAGGAGGACCUAUCAGCAAGCUAUUUUCCUAGGACACGAUGCAAUUUUCACAACAGAAGGAAACGUGCUUUGAGAACAAAAGCCACUGUUAAAGAGUGCACUAUAGAGCGUGCUCAGUGUAUUCUGGACAACACCAGUGGGAGUGAUAACACCGACACCGACGGAAUAUGACAUGAGCAGUCCAACCAGGGGGGGAAGUGCUACCUUUGCUGAGUAGCUUACGUCAUAUUAAAUUUGGGUCUUAUGGUGCAGCCCAGGGCCAACAGAUUUUAUUAUUUGUGUGUGCUUUUGUUUGUUUUGUUUUUUGUUUUGAUCACUGACACUGACUUUCUCUCUGGUUGGCUUAUUAUUAUAAUUAAUAUUAAUAAUUAUAUGAUUAAUACAUUUACAUUUUAUUUUAAUUGUCAACUGUAGGCUCAUACCAACAGAAUUCAAAAUCAACAUCAAAUUUGUAAAUGAUCCAUUAGUUGCCAUGUAUAGUUCUCCUACUUUUUCUUAACUCUGUCAUUAACAUUCCAAAAAUACAAAUGUAUAUCAUUUUGUGUUGUCAUGUAUUUUGUCAGACAACAUAUUCAUUCAAGUGUACUAAAGAAUGACUUUUACAUGUGAUGUGAUUCUUUUGAUGCAAAAUUUGUAUUGUAGUAUUAUCAUAUAUGGGUUUUGUUCACUAAGGCUAAAAAAAAAAAAUGUUUUUUAGAUUUAUUUAUUAGAAUUAUUUUAGGUUUUUAAUUCCUUUGGCUGUUCAUAUUUAUAAGGCUUCACACUUCCAGCUUAAUCACUUUCCAUUUUACUUUUCAUUAAUUCCUGUCAUGCAUGUGUCUACCCUGUCACAGCAAGCUUCACGACAGGGUGGACAAUUUUAGAUGGACACUGCCUUUGAGUUUCCUCGUUUCCUUUUAACAUUGCUGUCUUCUUUUGCAAACAGAUUGGCUAUUACAUUACAUUACAUUACAUUUCUAGUAGUAAAUCCACUUUUAUAUUGUAAUUUCACAAUUUAAUUUAAUUAUGAUUCUCUUUUUUUUAAUCCAGUUUGUAUUUUUGUUUAAACACAGGCCCUAAAACAGAGUCUUGACUCUUUGUGUAACCUUUGAUUGAAACGCAUCUGUGUAGGAUAAAGUCACACCCACGCGUCUCAUUUUCUGUUUCUCCACACUUGGCAUUGAGCUCUUUUUUCUUUCACUUCUAAGAAAAUUAGGUAAAACAUGACAGUGAAAAAUAUAGCCAUUUGUUUGGACAUAUGAUUGCACAAAAAGAGGCCUUAAAAACAUGUUUUAUAGUGAAUAUGGUUGGAAUUUAUUCAAAAAUAUCAAUUUGUGUAAAUUGAUUUCAUUUUUCAUUCAAAUGGAAACAUGAUCGCCGACUUGUGCAAAAGUAGUUUUCAAAGUAUUGUUUUUAGACUGAUUCUUUUUUAAAAUGUUUUUGGAAUCUUUUUAAAAUGUGACUUGAAUCCCUUUGCAACUUGAAUGUGAAACAUUGUUAAAGCCAAUUAUAAUCAUUUUGAGUCUCGUACAGAAGGGAUUGGAAUAAUUUUCAGAUUUUUUAGAAAUAAUUUGAAUCCUUUUCAAAAGCGUUUCAGAUUAUUUGCAGAGACAAUAAUAAUAUUUUUCAAUGUGCAGUGAAUAAAAUUUUCAGACGUGAUUUAUGUUCCAGUGAUUAAAACUAUAUAAUGAUGCCAUUUGCCUGUCAAUAAUGCACUCAAAAAAAGAUCAGCAAUUAAAUAAAUAAAAAAAUAAAAAUCAAUACCUUACUUGUGAUUUGUAUGUGCAUUGCAUUGUGGAAUGAUUUGUGCAACACUGUUAUUUUCAUUCUGCAACUUAUAUAUAUAUAUUUUUUUUAUUUCACUAUCAUUCAUAAGCAUUCUUAAACUCAAAAACAGUGUUUACUCUGCCUCAUGAAUGUCUAUUCGGAUGGACAAUACGUCUCAAUCUGUGUUAAUUGCAAGAAUACACCAAAAAAACAGUA